GUCAUUCAUCAUCAUCAUCAUGAUUUUCUUCCCACCUUGAAUUGAUCGCAUGCAACACUCUCUUCUAGACAUCGUUUGCCAUUGAAGCAACUUAUCUGCGAGGAAAAGAUAGAACAAAAGCUACCCGCUUAAUUUGCAACACGAUCAACCGAACGGCUGGCGCACAUGGCAACGCGUGCAUGGUCCCUGCAUCUCACAAUCCGACCUAUCCCUCGGCCUGUGUCACGACGGCUCUUCCCCAAGAUGACAGUCUUCACCAUCGCAGCGCCUCCGUCAGCGCCAUCGUCCAUAACUGCUUCAGAUUUCAAGCUGCCGCCUCCGACGCGAACGCAAAGUCUCUCGAAAGGGCCGGAGGCCGUGGUGGACAAACACGACAAUGUUGCCAUGCUUCACCGUGUCAGUCGAGACUUUCGCUCCGAUACGCUGACCAUUCCCACGGAUGACAUGUUUAUAGUGAUGGCUAAUGCCAGCCGUGGGGACGACGUGUAUGAAGAAGAUGCGACGACAACUGCCUUUGAGGCCCAGAUUGCUGCGCUUACGGGUAAAGAAGCCGCACUUUUUGUUGCCACAGGCACAUUGUCGAACCAGCUCGCUAUUCGCACCCAUCUCCAUCAACCGCCGUACUCCAUUGUGUGCGACGUUCGCUCCCAUAUUAAUACAUACGAGUCAGGCGGAGCCGCAUUCCACUCUGGAGCACAUAUGAUUCCCAUCACACCGAGCAACAAGCAUCACCUCACAUGGGAGGACAUUGAACCACGGCUGGUGCUCGCCGAGGAAGAGGUGCAUUCUGCCCCGACACGCCUGAUUUGCCUGGAGAACACGCUGAACGGCACCAUUUUUCCGCAAGAGGAGAUCGUUCGCAUCGCCAAUGAGGCCCACCACCUUGGCAUUCAGAUGCACGUCGACGGCGCACGUCUGUGGAAUGUUGCAGCCGAAACAGACACGCCCAUCCAUACUCUCUGCAAGCCAUUCGAUACAGUGAACAUGUGCUUCUCCAAAGGUCUUGGUGCACCCGUAGGAUCUAUUCUCGCCGGUCCAGCAAAGUUUAUUCGAAAAGCCAGGCACUUCCGCAAGAUUUUCGGAGCCGGUCAGAGACAAACUGGGCCGCUCGCUGCAGCGGCAAAGCUAGCAGUUGAGACCAGCUUACCGAAGCUCAAAGCGACGCACGAGCUUGCGCGGUACGCACAGGCCGAGCUUGAGAAGCUCGGCGUAAGAAUCAUCACACCUGCGGAAACCGGGAUGCUCUUCAUCGACACACAAUCCGUUGGAAUCCAUCCUGCGGAGCUCACCGAGCGCGCCGAGCGUCUGUCAGAUCCGCUGUAUGUGCGUACACAGCGUCUCGUGAUGCACUUCCAAACCGACCCGCAGGCCGUGGUGGACUUGUUACAGCUCGUUGCCCAGAUGAAGCAAGAGAAGCUUGACCAAGGUUUUGUCGCGACAGACAAUCCCUCGGCUAUCGAAGGGCCAACAGGCAACGUUUACAUUCGCGCGGCUGGUGAUAAGUUGCCUCGGUACAUGUUCAAUAAUACAACUAGAAACUGCACUUGACUGUGUGCUCCUGCCACUGUAUUUUCUCCUCACUAGUCCUGACGUGUUUUUGGUGGUAUUGA
Tilletiaria anomala UBC 951 is the source of this 1610-nucleotide messenger RNA. RefSeq lists its product as uncharacterized. Gene Ontology annotation, biological process: L-threonine catabolic process; glycine biosynthetic process. Gene Ontology annotation, molecular function: L-allo-threonine aldolase activity. The transcript has 2 exons. Lineage: Eukaryota; Fungi; Basidiomycota; Exobasidiomycetes; Georgefischeriales; Tilletiariaceae. Gene Ontology annotation, cellular component: cytosol. The record is from RefSeq and is a predicted model, not a curated record. The coding region runs from base 244 to 1548 and encodes 434 amino acids.